CUUCGUGUGUAGACGUGGUUGCAGGAAUAAGAAACAGAGUCAUAGCUCUUCCUGCUCCUCGGUCCCUGUGCUCGGUGGUGCUGAUGAGAGAGGAUUUGAGUCGCUACUUUCGCAAGCCCCGCCCCCAGUGAGAGAGCGAGCACGGCUGACAGUGAUCCAAGGCAAGGCAUGCUUGUGAGUAGGCUGCAGCCCAUCCAGACACUACACCGACCGGACCAGUUUGGGAUAUGCUCUGCGUAUACAACUCUCCAUCUGUUCUGCGCCUCAUAACUGCACUUGAAUUUGCUUUGAGGUCAUUUCAAACAAGAAAACACCGUCAAAAGGGUUGCUUUUUGCUUUUCUUUUUAAAUUGCUUUUUGAAUUUGGCUGUAGUCUCUUCCAAAAACUCGUAGUUGUCCAUAAUUGCAAAAUGCUUCGCCUACAAGAGUCGCUUUGAAUGUAGGUAUUGACGCCGGUGGUGUGCACACUCCUCUUUACGGGGAAAAAAAAGGGAAUAUUGUCUACAGGAGAUUUUUUUUUUUUUAAUCUAAAAAUUCUUCAUCUUUCGGAAGCGCAUUAUUUUUGUCUUCACGAUGUCUGACUCUAACGCGGAAUGCAAUAUCAAGGUGUUGUGUCGAUUUCGCCCUCUGAACAAGUCCGAAAUCACACGAGGAGAUAAGUUCAUCCCAAUAUUUCAAAGAGAGGACACUGUCAUCCUCGGGGGGAAGUCGUACGUGUUUGACCAGGUGUUUCCCACCAACACCACACAGGAGCAGGUCUACAACAUCUGCGCCAAGCAGAUUGUCAAAGAUGUACUGGGUGGAUACAAUGGAACCAUCUUUGCCUAUGGGCAGACCUCCUCGGGGAAAACGCACACCAUGGAGGGGAACCUUCAUGAUCCCCAGGGAAUGGGAAUCAUCCCCCGUAUCGCAGAGGACAUUUUCGAACAUAUAUUUGCCCUGGAUGAGAAUCUGGAGUUCCACAUUAAGGUCUCCUACUUUGAGAUCUACAUGGAUAAAAUCCGGGACCUGCUGGAUGUGACGAAAACCAACCUGUCAGUGCACGAAGACAAAUACAGAGUUCCUUAUGUAAAGGGCUGCACAGAGCGAUUUGUCACCAGCCCCGAGGAAGUGAUGGAUGUGAUAGAUGAAGGGAAGGCCAACCGCCACGUUGCUGUCACCAACAUGAAUGAGCACAGUUCUCGCAGCCACAGCAUCUUCCUGAUAAACAUUAAACAAGAAAACGUGGAGACGGAGCUAAAGCUAUGUGGAAAGCUGUACCUGGUCGACCUAGCUGGUAGUGAGAAGGUCAGUAAAACAGGUGCAGAGGGAUCAGUGCUGGAUGAGGCCAAGAACAUCAACAGGUCUCUGUCAGCUCUGGGGAACGUCAUCUCAGCUUUGGCCGAGGGAACGAAAUCCCACGUGCCGUACCGUGACAGCAAAAUGACUCGCAUCUUACAGGACUCGCUGGGCGGGAACUGUCGCACCACCAUGUUCAUCUGUUGCUCUCCCUCCAGCUACAAUGACGCAGAGACUAAAUCUACCUUGAUGUUUGGCCAAAGAGCCAAGACCAUUAGAAAUACUGUAUCAGUGAACCUGGAGCUCACAGCCGAGCAGUGGAAGAAGAAGUACGAGAAGGAGAAGGAGAAGAACAGGUCAAUGAAGGACACAAUUCAAAGACUGGAGGCUGAGCUGAACAACUGGAGGAGCGGUGAGGAUGUUGUUGUGUUGGAGCCUCUGAGCCCACAAACUGAGGACGUCCCCCAGGUCCUUCCUGAGUCUGAGGAGCCCGGUCUCGACAUCUGCAGCCCAUGCUCUGACGCCUCCUCCAUUGUGGUGCACAUCUCUGCGGAGGAGCGGCAGAAGUAUGAGGAGGAGAUACGCAAGCUUUACAAACAGCUUGAUGAAAAGGAUGAUGAGAUCAACCACCAGAGCCAGAUGGUGGAGAAACUGAAGGAGCAGAUGCUCGACCAGGAGGAGCUUUUAGCAUCAUCCAGAGGGGACAGUGAGAAGGUUCAGUCAGAGCUCGGCAGGCUGCAGACAGAGAACGAUUCCGCCAAGGCCGAGGUCAAAGAGGUCCUCCAGGCCCUGGAGGAGCUGGCAGUCAACUACGACCAAAAGAGCCUGGAGGUGGAGGAGAAGAGCGUGCAGAACAAGCUGCUGGCUGAAGAGCUUGCAAAGAAAAUGGCUCACCUCAUGGCUUUGGAGGUGGAGCUGUCCCGCAUCCAGGCAGCGAGCAGCCACCAAAGGAAACGCAUCGCUGAGAUUCUCAACGGGCUGAUGAGGGACCUAAGCGAGUUCAGCACCAUUGUUGGAAACAGAGACAUCAAGCUGCCCAUGGAGAUCACCGGGGCUAUCGAGGAGGAGUUCACCGUGGCUCGCCUCUACAUCAGCAAAAUCAAGUCAGAGGUGAAGUCCAUGGUGAAGCGCUGCCGUCACCUGGAAAACCUGCAGAUGGAGUGUCACCGCAAGAUGGAGGAGACGGGCAGAGAGUUGUCCUCAUGCCAUCUCCUCGUGUCACAGCAUGAGGCAAAGAUCCGCUCUCUAACGGAGUACAUGCAGAGUGUGGAGAAGAAGAAGAGACAGCUGGAGGACAGCUACGACUCCCUGAGCGAAGAGCUGGCCAAAAUCCAAGCUCAAGAGAGCGUGUCACAGGUGACCAGAGGGGAGAAUCACACAUCUGACCUGGAUUCCUCUGAUAUAAAGAGGGCUCUGGAGCAGCAGAUGGAGUCGCACCGUGAGGCACACAGCAAACAGCUGAGCCGCCUGCGAGACGAGAUCAAUGAGAAGCAGAAGAUCAUUGAUGACUUAACCGACUGCAACCAGAAACAGCAGCUGGAGUUGGAGCAACUGCACUGUGACUUUGAAUGUCUGAGGAUCCGAGAGCAUCACAAGAGCCGGCAGCUGGAGGAACUGACAUUUCUUCAUGAGCGACAUGAGCAGUCAAAGCAGGAUCUCAAAGGGCUGGAGGAGACUGUUGCUCGUGAGCUUCACACCCUGCACAACCUACGCAAGCUUUUUGUUCAAGACCUCACGACUCGAGUUAGAAAAAGUGCACAGAUGGAGCCUGAUGACAGUGGGGGAUACAUCACUCAGAAACAGAAGAUUUCCUUUCUUGAAAACAACCUGGACCAGCUUACAAAAGUUCACAAGCAGCUGGUACGUGACAAUGCAGAUCUUCGCUGUGAACUUCCAAAACUGGAGAAACGUCUUCGGUCUACUGCUGAACGAGUCAAGGCGCUUGAAGGUGCGCUGAAGGAAGCCAAGGAAGGAGCCAUGAACGACCGCCGCCGCUACCAGCAGGAAGUGGAGCGAAUCAAAGAUGUGAUGAGGGUUCGCAAUCCCUUCCGCCGGCCCCAUGCAGCACUGAUAGCCAAGCCUGUGCGUCCCGGCCACUAUACACCAUGCUCUCCAACAAACCCGUUCUUCGUUCGAGGCUACAGCGAUAACCCCGCUGCCUUCCUCCGAGCUGAUUUCCACAACAGCAACAACAAAGAAGCGGCUUCUCCUGCUGCUGCUCCUGCUGCUGCUCCUGAAACACCAGAGAGUGAGCCGAGGUUACCUGAGACAAACUCCAACCAGAACAGCCCCUCCAAACACCUCGACGCCAAAAACAACGAUUCGACUGACAACGUCUCUCAGAACAACAUGCUUUCAGAUGAACCCACGACCCAAACAGUCAAGAACACUGCAGAGAUGCUCGAUUCAGAAAAUGGAAACACCACAGAUAUCAAUGACAACAGCAUGUGUCUCAAUGUGUAUUCUGUGUCCAGACCUGACAUCUGUGACAACCAGGAUCCAGCCAGACUCUACAGCCUGCAGCCUGAGGCGACAACCAGCUAAUAGUCCUGAGCAGGCAGACAUUCUCUCUGAGGCCUCCUCUGUUUAUUUGCAUGCAGCUGAUCACUGUCCUCUUAGCCUCCCCUCCCUCACCCACCCUCACCUGCUGUAAGCAGCCCCUCUCUGCCUCUCCCGUGUUCCCUCUCCUCCCCUUGCUUGCUCCUCCUCUUCAAUCCCUUCUCCUUCCUGUACAAUGAUAUGGGCUCUUUGUGGGUAUCAGUGGGACAUGUGGCAAACUCUGCAUCUCAAAUGCCCGACCUGGCAGCUUACACCCACAGUGCUGCCCAUCCCAGCCUGCGACUUGGAAAAAAACGAGACUACUCAGAGAAAGGUGGAGAAGAAGCUGCAGUGCUUUAGGGAACCACUAGGAAGUGCUGUUUGUCUCGGCAGGGUGUGACCAUACACAUGAAGUACAUUCAUCAAUGAGCUGAGAGCUACUAUCAUCAUUAUUAUUCUACAAGAUGAUUACAGAUCUCUGAAAACAGUGUGAACCCGUGAGCUCAUGUUACUAGUAUUCAUACUUUUGACUCUGCAUGUUGAUUUUUGAUGUUGGUGUUCAAUUUCUCUUGGAAAACACAGGAAAAAGAAAAAGAGAGCUAUUGAGACAACAUUGUGACACAAUGUUUUCAUUAAAACACCAGAAGGAGAUAAGCACAGUUCAUCAGUAUAAACGGGGAGUCUAAUACAUUUUUUGUUUUUUUGUUAUGGUCAACAAAUCUCAUGAAAAGACGGAAACCAACAAUGCAUGUUUUUGUGUCUCAGGCUCGAGCAAACUGAAAACGUAUUAUCUACAAAGCAGCCAUUGAUUUGUUGUUUCAUUUCAGCUGUGUGCUCUAGACUUAGACAACUAAAAAAAAAGAAAUUAAAAACCAACUUUUAAUGUCAAAUCAUCUAUUUGGGACAUAAGCUGUGGAUUAUUACAUAUUUGAUUUUUACAGUAACACAGGAAGGCGUAUUUGUGGCGCACUUAAAAUGAUUUCGCUUCUUUGUGAUAUUGAAAGUAUGUCAUCCUGUGCAGCAGCGUGGUUCAUUGAUGUGUUUUAAUUUGAACAAUGGAGACGGUUGGCACACAGGAAUACACUAGUAGUACACCAAGCUUUACAUUCAUUGUUGGUUUUUGUCUUUUAAUGGCAAAUCAAGAAUUUCAACAGACUUCUCGUCUUAAAGGAAGUUUAAACAUUGGGCAGUUUCAAUCCUAAUUGAAAGCAGUAUUGCUUGUUUUUGAGCCCCCCCCCCGACCCCCACCCAUAUCCAUCUGCGUAUAUCAGGCUAACUUUGGUAUUUUUUAGAAACAGUGUCACCAGUCAAUACCUGCAGUAGUUGAAAAUGGGCCACGCCUUAAUGUAGACAAUUUCUAUGAUUUAAAAUGGAGCAAAGACAAGUUAGGUUCAUACAUACAAGUGUCAUUCAGUAUCAGAGACCUUACAACUCUUAAAGACACACAUUUUGUAUUUUGUUACUCUCAAAGAAUGUUUUUCAGAUAGUUAAAUUUAAUAUAACAAAGUCAUUAUUAUCUUAUAACAUCUAUAGAAGUAAACCAAAUUAGUGACCUCCUUCAGAAGUUCAUCAAUCACACUUUUCAUAAAACCUUGAAAACUUAAAAAAGUGGUAAACAUCAGUCAUCCACAGUACGUCUGACUGUAGCUACACUGCACUGGUUUGAACUCGUCUGAAAAGCCACUUCAUCAAGUGUUAAAAGAAGAUUCCUGAUUGUUUUAAAAGACUGUGCUGUAUUAAAGAGACUUAUAAGCUGUCAAUUAUUCCUGUAAGACUUGCCUGUUAGGGAUCGGAUGUGUAAUAUUUAGUCAUUGUCAUGACAACCAAAAGCAUGGCAGAGAGGGGAAAAAAUAUUUGUGUAGCAACUAUUUUUAUACUGCUAAUUAUAUUUAAAAAAUAUAUAUCUAUUAAUGAUCAUUUGCUUUAUUUCAAAUGCUAUUUAUUUGCUAUUUAUACUUAAUUUAUAGGAGUUGAUGAAUGUGAAGCAUACUGGGUUUUUUCUGAUGUGUUACUGUUUCCUGUUGACCUUGUUUCUUACACUGCAGAAUGCUUUGGAUUCAGAUUUGUCACUGAAUGAAAAAGAGAUGAUGGUUCUUUAUGAACCUCCUCAGACUGAAACCAAAGCCUUGACUGUAGUGACUCUUCAGUAGUCCAUACAACCUCAAGGGUUACUGUAGGUUAUCAAGAGCUGAUAUAGUCCUGUCUUAUCCCUCUGACACACACACACACACACACACACACACAUUCAGUUAAAGCACCUCAUCAGCCAAUGAGGUGUUUGACCUUUGAUGCCAAAAUAUAACUAUGUCACAUGUUCUGUAUUACCUGGGUGCAGUUUACGGCGAUAAGGUAGUUGACUCUUUACACAUACGCUGACGGUCUCUUACACGCUGCCCCUCAGACGCUCUCUGUUUACCUCCUGAUCAGCCAGUCAGGGAGAGAGUCAAGGAUGACAGUAUAAGGGCCUUUGUGUUUGUGUGUUUAUGUGUGUGUUUAUGUGUGUAUUUUGCGAUAAAAUAGUAGCUGCAUCUUCUUAAUGAAGACUCUUAUUCUUUGACUUCAAUUACAGUGCCAAUAUUUUUGUAUGAGGAUAUCUAUGAAAUAUUUACAGGGUAUUAACUGUGUUGGCAUGAUAGACGAGUUUCAGAAAGCGGUCUAAAAAAUUGUGCUUAGGAGCGGCUUAAAAAUAAGUUAGGUGUUUUUCAUACCAAGCAGUUCUGGGGACUUUUUGAGGAGGAGUAAUCUUCUAGGCAGUUCAAUAAGAACUACGCACCAUGGGAACUUUUUUUCUGUCUGCAUUCACACCGCCAUGCUACCUAUUUUGAAGCAGGAGCUAAAAAGGUUCCUCUUAACAGGGUUCUAGGACCUGAAGUAGUUUAUAGUUCCUGCGGUGCAGAAUGAAUAAAAAAAGAGGAAGGUUCAAAGUUUCCCUAGAACUAUGAAGAAGUAAAUGUUAAAUAAUUAAAGGUGAGGGGAAUCACAGGCUCAGGAGCCAUGCCAAUAAAAGAUCCAGACAACGUCUGAUAUAAGUUGGUUUAAAAAUACUUUUAUAUUACCUCUGAGAGAUAAUGUAUGUAGAGAUCUGUCCCCUCAAUAGUCAAAGAUAUCCCAGUGUUACAGGCCAAAGAAGCUGUUUUUUCUGCUACAUUACUUUUGAUUGUGAGGUAGAUAUUUCAUUACUGCAUUAUUAUUUCAUUACUGUGCUUUAAAAUUGCGUCCCAUCGUAAUAAAUAGAAGUUAUUAGUUUGUAGCAGCUAACUGUGAAGUUUAACACAUGUUUUCCACUACAACAUAUAAUGUGCACCAUGUUAAUUAUAAGAAGAACUACAUUCAUUCAAAACAAGCAUCAAAACUAAUUUCACUGAGGUAUCCACACUGUUGAAUUAUUUUCCUUUCUCUGAGGUGCAACAACUGGCAGGACACAACAACAUCAUCAGGACAUAUGAAACUGUUUUAAAGUCUCUUAUACUCUUGUCUUCAUCCUCUGUUCUCCCCUCUAAAGUUUCAUUCUAAAUGGUUACCCUGUAAAUACGUCAUGAUACCCUCCAUAUACAAUAUUUCAUUGUAAAGAGAGCUGUGAUCUAAAGUAUUAUUAACAGACUAUUUUCUUAACACAUUAAGGCUAAUCAGAAAUACAUGAAGCACUUUAUCACUCUUUUCUUUUUCUUCUUUGUCACUCUUCAGAAGCCUUGACAUAGAGUAUUCAACGCUGCUGUGGAAAUUGAUUUCUUCCAAAGGGAUAUAAAAAAAAGGUCACUGACCUACAGAAGCUUUACAUUAUCACUGCAGUUGAGUGUGUUUACACAACCUCUAAAAAUCGUGAGUUGAAUGUGGAUGACCUUUUUAUGUCAAUGAAGACCACAAAGAAAAACAACUUUUCUCCUGACAUGCACUCAGGUGGUGUACUGAACUGUAGAUGUCUGGACUGAUUGAGUGUAUAACAUUUUAUUUUCAGUCUUAUUAUUUUGUUUGUCUAACUGUAACCAAUCUGAAAAUAUUCUGGCAAGGUAAAUAAUGUGUGAAACUGUAGCCUAAAUAUGCAGGACUAAAACAAUGACAAGAAUGGAAGGGUGGUUUUAAAAAAAAAAGGUUGAGAUGUCAGUGUUUGUUUGUACUUCUGUGCGUUGGUUGGUUUGUUUAUGGCGUGUGACUUAGUGCAUGCAGUGCUUUCUUCUGUAGCUGCUGAGAAACAGUACUGUUGUCUCAUAAAACUCCUUUCAAUAAACAUGAUCCUGUGUACAUAUUGUAAUGAUA
This is a messenger RNA of Labrus mixtus (cuckoo wrasse), 8069 nucleotides long. It is a transcript of the gene kif5ab, whose product is annotated as kinesin family member 5A, b. Gene Ontology annotation, biological process: microtubule-based movement. The record is from RefSeq and is a predicted model, not a curated record. Gene Ontology annotation, molecular function: microtubule binding; microtubule motor activity; ATP binding. Bases 573 to 3821 code for a protein of 1082 amino acids. Lineage: Eukaryota; Metazoa; Chordata; Actinopteri; Labriformes; Labridae. The transcript has 29 exons.